Messenger RNA from Anastrepha ludens (Mexican fruit fly), 3009 nucleotides. RefSeq lists its product as uncharacterized. Gene Ontology annotation, molecular function: zinc ion binding; nucleic acid binding. The coding region runs from base 1 to 3009 and encodes 1002 amino acids. The record is from RefSeq and is a predicted model, not a curated record. Lineage: Eukaryota; Metazoa; Arthropoda; Insecta; Diptera; Tephritidae. The transcript is spliced from 5 exons.
AUGCCGAAAGAGUGUAAAUCAUCUGAUGAGAAUCCUGGUGUGGCAGGUGAAAUCGCUUUCUACAAAAAGGAAGGUAAUGCGUUUCAACGCCAGCUAGAUAAUCUCAAUAGCUUCCUUACGAACGAGCAGCUAAAAAACUUAGAUGAGGCCGAACUUUCUGCGCGACUUAAACAUGCUGAGCGUUUGCCGGCAAACUUCGAAAAUGCCCGAUCAACACUUAGGCGAUUGGAUCGCAAGGAAUUUGAGUCUGAUGCUGACGAAAAUUUCUCCAAAGUGUAUAUUGAGGUAGAGGCAAAAAUUAAUCGUUGGCUGAAUACAAAACAUAAGUCAUCUGGCGCGCACUCUUCAACACUACGACAAUUCUCUUGGGACGACAUUACGCCGCAGCAGUUACAACGACGAUCCAGGCUACCUGAGCUUAAAAUUCCAGUUUUUAGUGGCUCCUAUCUCGACUGGCCAUCGUUUUUCAGCACGUUUAUCUCAGCAAUAGACAAAGACGUGGAGACGUCCGAAUUAGAAAAAAUGCAGUACUUGAUCACCAGUCUCAGUGAUGCAGCUUUAGACACUGUGCGCUCACUCGAGCCCAGUAAAGAUAAUUAUGACAAAGCUUUAGAUUUAUUAAAAGCAAUUUUCGGGCUACAAGGUAUGGAAAUGGGCGCAUCAGAUGGAUUACGAAGAUUAAGCGAUCAAGUAAAUGCACAUCUUCGAGCGCUGCAAACUUUAGCAACUACUGAAGAGAUAUACAAUGGCUUACUCAUUCACCUCAUCACAAGUAAACUGGAUCGACAAACGCACGAAAAAUGGGAAGAAAAUUUAUCUGCACACAAAUUACCUACAUGGAUUGAUAUGUCAACGUUUUUGGAAAGAAGAUGCCGCAUGAUGGAGAAUUUGGAAAACGCUAUGGUCAUACAGGCCCCUAGCAAACAGGUGAAAAAUAUUGUAUCUCAAGCAAAAUCAAAAACAAGCGUACUCGUUACUGUAGGUGGUGGCAAGCCCACUCCACUCUGUAUUUUUUGUGAUUCCAAAGAGCAUUUCAUUACUGGUUGCACUUCGUUUUUGAAUCUUUCUCCAAAUUUGCGUUAUAAGGAAGCAAAAAAAUUUCAUUUGUGCUUAAAUUGCCUACGCAAGGGCCACACUAUCAAGCAAUGCAAAUCUGAUAGUGUACCAAAACCAAUUGUGGCAUCGCCUAUAACAAAUAGCCAGGUUACAACAUCACAAUCAGCCCUAUUAACAUCAUUAGUUGCAAGUCCCAAACCUUUAGCCUCGAAAAAUAUGUCUAACAAUUGUGUGCUGUUAGCAACGGCCAUCAUUUUAGUAAAAAAUCGUGCUGGUACAUUAAUUCCUUGUCGCGCUAUUUUAGACUCUGCGUCUCAAUUAAAUUUCAUUACAUCCCGUUCAGUAUCUGGCAUUGGAGAAUCGAGUCUCAAUGCAGACAGAUGCGUCGACAUAUUUGCCCAAGCGCAAGAUGGUCGGUUUUCAACAUCGUUCACAGCUUUAAUAACACAAAGAAUAACAGAAUAUCAGCCGAAGUUUGAUAUCAGCAUUGAGGGGUGGAACAUACCAAACAACAUUAACUUAACUGACCCAUCAUUCUUUAAAGCAAAUCGUAUUGAUGUUUUGAUCGGUGCGGAAUUAUUCUAUGACUUAAUUUGCGUUGGACAAUUUAGAAUUGCUGAUCACCUACCAACACUGCAAAAAACUAAGUUGGGCUGGGUGGUUUCUGGAGGCGUAUCACAUAUCAGUAAUAAAUUAAUAACUCUUUCGACAUUCAGAAAAUUAACACCGCCACAUGAUAGUAUUGAUACACUUUCAAACAUUGUUAAACGCUUUUGGGAGAUCGAAAAUGGUUUCGAUUCUACUCCAGCAUUAUCGGAAGAGGACGCUUUUUGUGAGCAGCAUUUCGUACAAAAUUUUCGUCGAUUGCCUUUAGGGGACUACUCAGUUAGACUGCCACCUAAAUCCGAUCUUGAUGCUCUUUGUGAAUCGCUUUGUCUUGCUUUACGUAGAUUCAGGGCGCUUGAAGGAAAACUCCAAAAGGAUGAAUCCACAAAACUUUUAUAUUCGGCAUUUAUGCAGGAGUAUAAGGAUCUUGGUCAUAUGUCGCUGGCAUCAUUUCAAGCAGACAAACCAGUUUACUACUUACCGCAUCACUGCGUUAAAAAGCAAGACAGUACCACUACAAAACUGCGCGUGGUUUUUGAUGGGUCGGCUAAAACUACUUCAGGACUUUUCAAAGUUGCACUACUUGGCGACAUAUGUAAAAUGUAUCGCUGCAUUAAAAUGAGUAGCCCUGAUGACCAGUUGCAGUGCAUUCUUUGGCGCGAUGACCCAUCUGAGCAAAUCAAGACAUACAAGUUAAACACGGUCACAUAUGGAACGAGGCCUGCUGCUUCCCUAGCUAUUCGAGCUAUGCAUCAGCUUACAUUUGAUGAGGAGGAAUCAUUUCCAGUCGGCGCUAAAAUCAUUCGAAGAGAUUUUUACGUGGAUGAUUUGAUAUCUGGUGGCGAUUCAAUCGAGGAGGUCAUACAAAUGAAGCAAGAGAUCAGACAGCUACUUCUACGAGGAGGCUUUCCAAUUCGAAAAUGGUGUUCUAAUGAAGUUGAUGUUUUGAAAGAUGAAGACGAAAGUAAUUGCGAAAAAUUCAUAAAGUUUCAUGAUGGUACAGAUGUGACAAAAGCACUUGGCCUUGUGUGGGAACGUAUCUCAGACAACUUUCUAUUCAGUUUCACACCAAUCUUGAGUUCGCAGAAAAUUACAAAGCGAUCUAUUCUUUCAGUCAUAGCGCGGUUCUACGAUCCACUUGGCUUAAUAUGCCCAGUUAUCACAAAGCUGAAUAUCUUCAUGCAAGCCUUAUGGAAGGAAAAACUGGUUUGGGACGAAAGCCUGCCGCAAUCGCUACAGUCCAUUUGGUUGGACUUGUGUGGUCAACUUUCAUUCGUUAGGAAUCUUCAAAAUUCCACGAUACGUGCUUGCACUGCAAGCCCGCGUUCAAAUUCAUGCCUUUUGUGA